Molecule: messenger RNA, 957 nt
Organism: Moneuplotes crassus
Lineage: Eukaryota; Ciliophora; Spirotrichea; Euplotida; Euplotidae
Source: the annotation of a GenBank genome assembly
AUGGACGCUACUUUCUCCAAUUUCAAGUUGCAAAACUUCAAGGGGGUCAAUUGCUUAGACAAAGAGAGGUUCAUGAAGAAAUUUAACCUUCUGCAUGACAAAAAAGAUCAGGACAGGGGUCUACCCAACAUAAAGAUAGCCACCAAAUACCUUUCUAAAUUUGUUGACAAAGAACUUGGUGGAAGAACUCUUCGUGAAAAACUCUCUCUUGACCAAAAUGAUGGUCAGAAAACCAACGAAUUAGCCCAGAAAGAUUUCUGACAAUUCAUUCGGCGUGGGAGAAAACACCCGAAGGUCUUACUUCCCAUGAAAAAUAAAAGGCAGAUCAAGGCUUUUAGUGUAGAAUCUAAUAUAAGAAGGAAUGGACCCGAGACAAAAUCUUUAUCACACAGAAAUUCCUCCCUGUACGAGAUUUCAACUAGCUGAACUCAAAGCGGAAUACAGGAUCCACCUCAUGUGGGAGCUAAUUCACUAGAGGCUCGUGAACCAUUGCCUUCAAACUUAAAAUAACAUUCAGCCAACCUUAUCUGCUAUUAAUGUCUAUACUUCUCUGAGAAAUAAUGUAUCGAGAGGAGAUUUAUUAAGACAAGGAUAUUUUGCAAGUGAUGUCAUGAUUCGCCAAAAACAGUUCUCAUCAGCUCGAAAGCCUCUACAGAGUGUUCAGAUAGAUUCUCAGCCAAUUCUCACCAAGAGAAGGCUGGAUGAUAUUCAGAUCCAAAAUAUUCCAAAGAAAAUUUAUUUGAAGAACAUGACCCCUGACCUCAUGAACAAAAUACCUUCCAAAUUAUUACAAGUAAUAGAGAACAGAGAAGUCUGCACCAACUCACCAUGCUUCAUAGCGAAGUUAGAACAUUCUAUUGCUAGAAAGCAGUGCUAAGAGCACUGUGGUGAAGACUCUGUGACAGAUAAUAUAAGCCUACAAUAUUCUUAAUUUCAUCUCUAAGGAAACUUUUCAAG